This is a messenger RNA of Psammomys obesus (fat sand rat), 2613 nucleotides long. RefSeq names its product WAP, follistatin/kazal, immunoglobulin, kunitz and netrin domain containing 2 (gene Wfikkn2). Lineage: Eukaryota; Metazoa; Chordata; Mammalia; Rodentia; Muridae. Gene Ontology annotation, cellular component: extracellular region. Gene Ontology annotation, biological process: negative regulation of transforming growth factor beta receptor signaling pathway. The coding region runs from base 181 to 1896 and encodes 571 amino acids. The record is from RefSeq and is a predicted model, not a curated record. Gene Ontology annotation, molecular function: transforming growth factor beta binding; receptor antagonist activity; serine-type endopeptidase inhibitor activity. The transcript has 2 exons.
AGGCUGCUCUUGGUGGAGUCAGUCACAGCGGGGCCGAAGCCAGCAAGCGGCCUCGGCGAGGAGGAGGCUUGCUGGGCUGCGGAGGGCAGGUGUUGCCAGCCCUGGAGGAGAGGGCCCCGGUUGGGCCUCAGCCCUUGGUGUCAUCACAGGGGAGCCCCCCUCGCCGCUGCAGACGGCACCAUGUGGGCUCCAGGGUAUCAUCGGUCCUGGUUCCACUGGGGGCUGCUCUUGCUGCUGCUCCCGGGGAUGCCCCUGGGAGGCCUAGCCCUGCCACCCAUCCGCUAUUCCCAUGCGGGCAUCUGCCCCAACGACAUGAACCCCAACCUCUGGGUGGACGCCCAGAGCACCUGCAAGCGAGAGUGCGAAGCUGACCAGGAAUGUGAGACCUACGAGAAAUGCUGCCCCAAUGUGUGUGGGACCAAGAGCUGCGUGGCGGCCCGCUACAUGGAUGUGAAAGGGAAGAAGGGCCCCGUGGGCAUGCCCAAGGAGGCCACGUGUGACCAGUUCAUGUGUCUGCAGCAGGGCUCUGAGUGUGACAUCUGGGAUGGACAGCCCGUGUGCAAAUGCAAAGACCGCUGCGAGAAGGAGCCCAGUUUCACCUGUGCCUCUGAUGGCCUCACCUACUACAAUCGCUGCUACAUGGACGCCGAGGCCUGCUCCAAGGGCAUCACGCUGGCAGUGGUCACCUGCCGCUAUCACUUCACCUGGCCCAACACCAGCCCUCCGCCCCUCGAGACCACUGCGCAUCCCACCACAGCCCCUCCGGAGACUCUGGGGCUGGACCUGGCAGCCCCGGCCCUGCUCAACCACCCUGUCCAUCAGUCCGUCACCGUGGGCGAGACCGUGAGUUUCCUCUGUGACGUGGUGGGCCGGCCCCGGCCGGAGCUCACCUGGGAGAAACAGCUGGAGGACCGGGAGAACGUGGUCAUGAGGCCCAACCACGUGCGUGGCAAUGUGGUCGUCACCAACAUCGCCCAGCUGGUCAUCUACAAUGCCCAGCUGCAGGAUGCCGGCAUCUACACCUGCACAGCUCGGAACGCUGCCGGGGUCCUGCGGGCCGACUUUCCGCUGUCGGUGGUCAGGGGGGGUCAGGCCAGGGCCACCUCGGAGAGCAGUCCCAACGGCACAGCCUUCCCAGCAACCGAGUGCCUGAAACCCCCAGACAGUGAGGACUGCGGAGAGGAGCAGACGCACUGGCACUUCGACGCCCAGGCUAACAACUGCCUCACUUUCACCUUUGGCCACUGUCAUCGCAACCUCAACCACUUUGAGACCUACGAGGCCUGCAUGCUGGCAUGUAUGAGCGGGCCGCUGGCCACGUGCAGCCUGCCCGCCCUGCAGGGGCCCUGCAAAGCCUAUGUGCCACGCUGGGCCUACAAUAGCCAGACGGGCCUGUGCCAGUCCUUCGUCUACGGCGGCUGUGAGGGCAAUGGCAACAACUUUGAAAGCCGUGAGGCCUGCGAGGAGUCGUGCCCCUUCCCGAGGGGCAAUCAGCACUGUCGGGCCUGCAAGCCACGGCAAAAGCUUGUCACCAGCUUCUGUCGGAGCGACUUCGUCAUCCUGGGCAGGGUCUCCGAGCUGACUGAAGAGCCUGACUCGGGCCGUGCCCUGGUGAUGGUGGAUGAAGUCCUCAAGGACGAGAAGAUGGGCCUCAAGUUUCUGGGCCGGGAGCCGCUGGAAGUCACUCUGCUUCACGUAGACUGGGCCUGCCCUUGCCCCAACGUGACCGUGAGCGAGGCACCCCUCAUCAUCAUGGGAGAGGUGGAGGGUGGCAUGGCCAUGCUGAGACCCGACAGCUUUGUGGGGGCGUCCAGCACGCGGCGGGUCAGGAAGCUGCGUGAGGUCAUGCACAAGAAAACCUGUGAUGUCCUCAAGGACUUCCUGGGCUUGCAAUGAAGCUGGCCCAUCCCAUCUACCCUGACCCUCCUCUGCCCCCACCCCUGCCCUCAGUCAGUCAGCCACUGGGCCAAGAUCAGAUGAGUUGGCCUUGGCUAGGGGAGAGACAUCAGCUCACUUGUGGGAAGAAAGCCAGCAGAGUCUCAAAACCACCUCUAUUCUUUGGGCUCAAUAAAAGGUCCGUAUCUGUUCCUUUCUUUCCUUUUUUUUUUUUUUUUUGAGACAGGGUUUCUCCAUGUAGCCCUGGCUGUCCUGGACUCACUUUGUAGACUAGGCUGGCCUUGAACUCACAGAGAUCCACCUGCCUCUGCCUCCGGAGGGAUGGGAGUAAAACCACCACGUCUGGCUAAAAGGUCCAUAUCUUUUUUAGCUGGUGGGAGGAGGAGGGUGGGCAAAGGGAAGAGAAGAAACGGGUAAGUUAUUUCCCAUGGGUGGUCCCCUCAGGUAAUUUAACCCUUUGCUGACCCAUGCCUCUCUGCCCAGACUCCUAGCCAGGGGUCAGGAGGAGAUGGCAUCUGCAUUGUUAAAUGGUUUGGCUCGCACAGCAGGUAUUCGGGAGCCUGAGGAUUGCUUAGGACAACUUCCCCACUGCCUCCCUCCUCACUGCAGUCAGAGACUGCCUCACAUUAAGUACUGUCCAACCCAGGCGAGAACUCAUCCUAAUGGAGGAUGCAGGGACGGCUGCCUUUGGUGGGGUCAGUUGGUUUCCCCGACAUC